AUGGCUAGCCCUCCAGUUCUCUCGUUCGAUACUGAGGGCCGCCCGAUUAAGUUUGAGACCUGGCUCGAUGAUCUUCAUCUGUUCCUCCAGCUCACUGCCAGAGAGGAUAUCUCGCUGUACGAUCACGCACUAGGCACAGUCCCUCCUCCUGCUACUACUGCUGCUGCUACUGCUCGCUCACAGUGGCAGACUCGCGAUGCCCACGCCCGCUUUGCUAUCCGCAACUCCCUGCCAGUAGACGAGCGCGGAGCACUUUGGCCAGCAUCAGACUGCGCAGGCCCUACAGUCGCUGACCUCAUCACUCACCUCCGCACUAGUGAUGCCCGCUUCCGUGCAGCCAUGCCCGCUGAGUUCUUGCCUCCAACCCUCCCCCGCUCUGGCUCACCUCUCUACCACCUAGUCACCCGCCUCCCUGACACUCUGCAUACAGUCAGGGACCACUUCCUAGCUCGCUGCCCCACUGAGCUCACCAUUACCGCCCUAGAGAAGGAACUACUUGCAGCUGAGAAGAGUAUUGUAGCUGUAGGUACCUCUCGUGGCGACCCCCGCACCCCUUUCUUCGAGGGGUGUUCCCCCUCCCCCCUGCUCCCCUCUGUCGCAUCUGCUGCUGCUGUCGACCUCCUUGGUGCUGAGCAGGUCGGCUCUGCGUCCGCUCCCAGCGGGCGCCGCAGCGGCAAGGGCAGGGGAGGCAAGGGCGGUGGGGGUGACGGCGGGGGAGGCGGUGGUGGGGGUGGUGGCGGCGGUGGGGGUGGUGGCGGGGCUGGAGGGGCUAGUGGCAGCGGUGGGGUGGUGGAGGCAGCGGCGGCGGCGGUGGCCGGGGUGGGGGCGGUGGUUGGUGCGGCAGUGGACGUGGAGGCGGCAGGGGCGGUGGUGGUCGUGGUGGAGGCGGCGGUGGUGGUCGUGGAGGCUCUGGCACUGGCCAGAGCGCGCAGCACCUCAGUCCUCCCAGGAGCUUCUGGAGAGGAGGACCAGUACCUGUGUGUUCCGCCUGACCCAGGCAUCCGCACGAGUGAGGCUGCCGCCCUAGGUACUACUGAGUCCACUGAGGCACUGCACACCUUCACUCUAGACUCAGGCGCUUCGCGCUGUUUCUUUCGUGACCGCACUGCUCUUGAGCCCCUUGCUCGACCAGUCGCUGUCUCGCUCGCUGACCCCUCUGGGGGUCCGGUCAUUGCGACCUCCUCCACUGUCCUUCCUUGUCCUGCUGUCCCGUCGGGCACACUGUCAGGUCUCCACCUCCCCUCGUUCUCUACGAACUUGGUGGCGGGUUGUGCGCUUCAGGAUGGGGGUGUUCACCAGUUCACCCCUGCCUACGAGCGCGUGACACACUGCACGUGUGCUCGGACGGGCCGUCACCUGGCUACCUUCACUCGGCAGCCGGGGUCGGACCUGUACACACUGACCACUGAGUCCCCUCAGGUAGCGGCGUCUGCGUCUGCGUCUGCGUCAGGUCAGCUGUCUGCCCCCUGCUCGUGUCGCUCUCUAGCGCACAAGACUGUCCUCUGGCACCACCGACUUGGUCACCCGUCAGUGCAGCGCCUUCGGGGCAUGCACUCCCGGUACCUUGUCUCUAGUCUUCCUCGGGUACUCCCUCCCCUCCCACCCUCCCUUGCUCCUCCUUGUCUUCCCUGUGUCGAGGGGCGGCAGCGCGCUGCCCCUCACUCCUCCUCGUUCUCCCCGACGACUGCUCCUUUGCAGACGCUCCACAUGGACGUGUGGGGCCCAGCCCGCGUCCGUGCAGAGCACUUCUUCAGCUGCGAGAGCGUUUUCCGCUCGGAGUUUCCUGUCCUGCGCUUGCACUCUGACAGAGGUGGCGAGUUCUCCUCCGACCUCUUGGCAGCCUACUGUGCCGAGCACGGCAUUCGCCAGUCGUUCACGCUUCCGGCCUCUCCACAGCAGAAUGGGUUGCUGAGCGCCGCAUUGGCUUGUUUUUACCACCCCGCCUCGCACCGCGUCUUCCCCUCUCAGGACGUUACUUUUGACGAGUCCGUGCCCUUCUACCGCCUCUUCCCCUACCGCACUGCCCCGCUCCCUCCCCCGCCUCUCUUCCUCGCGCCAGGUGCUGCAGUGGUAGACCCCCUUCCCCCUCAGGGUGCCGCUCCCUCAGGUGUCUCUCAGGUAGACCCGGUUGAGCCUGCCGAGGUAGCUGUCGACUCGCGUCCUGCUAGAGGUGCUGAGCCUGAGCGUGCGGAGCCUGAGCGUGCGGAGCCUGAGCGGGUGGAGCCUGGGGGUGCUGAGUCUGGGGGUGCUGAGACUGGGGGUGCUGAGCCUGGGGGUGCUGGGUCUGGGGGUACUGAGCCUGGCGUUGCUGAGUCUGGGGGUGCUGAGCCUGGUGGUGUUGCAGUUGACUGUGAGGCGCCUGGAGGACCUCCCUCUUCGCAGCAGCUACGUGAGUGUCUCCGGAGUGGAGCUGCUGGUGCUGGGGUCCCCGGAGUUGACGCUGCUGCGGGUGCUGCGGACCCUGGUGCUGGAGGUGCUGCUGCUGCUGGCGGUGCUGCUGGAGGUGCUGCUCGUACUGAGGACCCGGGCGUUGGAGCUGCUGCGGGUGCUGCGGACCCUGGUACUGGAGGUGCUGCUGCUGCUGGAGGUGCUGCUGGUGCUGCUGGAGGUGCUGCUGCUGCUGCUGGAGUGGAGGACCCGGAGGGUGGAGCUUGUGCUGGUGCUGAGGACCCUGCCGCUGGUGUCUCUGCUGGUUCGGGAGUUGCUGCACGGCCACGGCCGUACUUCGUUCCGCUCCUUCAGCAGGUUCUUGGUCAGCCUCCUCCUCCUUGUCCUCCUCUCGCCUUAGAGUGUCCGCCGUCUGUCCAGUCACAGCCACAGUUACCGCCUGCCUCCCCACUCCCUGUGCCUACUCCUUACACUGGUCCGACUGGAGGUCUUGCUGAGAGACGUGAGCCUGCGUCACGUCCUGUGUCACCUGCGUCUCGUCGAGCGUUGCCUGUUCGUGCUGCUACCACUGGUAGUCGUGUCCAGCGUCAGCGUCCUCCAGCUGUCCCAGGCACUCACCAGAUGGCGCUUCGUCUGUCCACUGCUCCGCAGCGUGUCGCUCUCCCGUCGCCUCCUGCGUCCUCUCUUCCUGCUCUUGCUGACACGGAGUCAGACACCCUUCGCGCUGCCAGUCCUACUGUCACACGUCUCCUGGCUACGGUUGUCACUGACCCUUCCUUUGAGUCCGCUGCUGCGUCUGCCUUAGUCACUGAGCUUGUCGACUUUGCUGCUGCGUGUCGUCUAGGACUACGCUGCGAGCAGGAGGAGUUUGGUUGCCUUGCCGCUGCUUUGCCCCAUCUCGUGUCCAUGCUUGUUGCCCCUGAGGGAGACCCGGAUGCACCAGACAUCCCGACCCCACGCUCUUACGCAGAGGCGAUGGCCGGUCCCUACUCCUCUCAGUGGCAGUCAGCCAUGGACACAGAGAUGGCUUCCUGGAAGUCCACUGGCACCUACGUCGACGAGGUUCCCCCACCUGGGGCGAACAUCGUCAGUGGCAUUCAGCGAGAGGGAGUUGACUUCUUCCAGACCUUCUCCCCGACCCCGAAGAUGACCACUCUUCGGGUUCUGCUACACGUCGCCGCUCAGCGUGACUACGAGCUCCACUCUCUUGACUUCAGCACAGCUUUCUUGCAGGGCAGCCUGCACGAGGAGAUCUGGCUGCGCCGCCCACCUGGCUUCACUGGGUCGUUCCCUCCUGGUACCCAGUGGAGCCUCCGGCGGCCAGUCUACGGUCUCCGCCAGGCGCCAUGUGAGUGGCACGACACACUGGGGACUACACUUGCGGCUCUUGGGUUCGCUCCUUCUACUGCUGACCCGUCGCUGUUUCUACGCACCGACCCCUCACUGCCGCCGUUCUACAUCCUCGUGUACGUCGACGACUUGGUCUUUGCCACUUCUGACACAGAUGGUCUCGCUCACGUGAAGUCCGAGCUGCAGAAGAGACACACGUGCACAGACCUGGGUGAACUGACAAACUAUCUUGGCUUGCGGAUCACCCGGGACAGAGCACGGCGCACCAUCACCUUGACUCAGUCACACAUGGUGCAGCAGGUCCUUCAGCGCUUCGGCUUCACGUACUCCUCGCCUCAGUCCACUCCUCUGCCUACGGGACACUCGCUCACAGCUCUGCCUUCGGAUGAGUCCAUAGAGCCGAGUGGUCCGUAUCCAGAGCUUGUGGGCUGCCUCAUGUACCUGAUGACCUGCACUCGACCUGACCUUGCAUACCCUCUCAGCAUCUUAGCACGCUAUGUCGCUCCCGGCCGUCACCGGAAGGAGCACAUGGAUGCAGCUAAGAGGGUGUUGCGCUACUUGUGCAGUACGUCGGGCAUGGGGCUAGUGCUUGGAGGGCGAGACCGGCCUGUUCUCACUGGGCACUCAGACGCUUCUUGGGCAGACGACCAGGCUACUCAGCGGUCGUCUCAGGGUUACACCUUCAGUCUUGGCUCUGGCUCUGUCUCUUGGCGUUCUACUCGUUCUUCUUCUGUUCUCAGCUCCAGCUGUGAGGCUGAGAUCUACGCCACGGCCAUGGCUGCCCAGGAGCUUCGCUGGCUCACCUACCUGCUGACUGACCUUGGAGAGCAGCCUCGUUCUCCUCCAGUGCUGUACGUCGACAACAAGGCAACCAUAGCCUUGUGUUAG
This is a messenger RNA of Closterium sp. NIES-65, 4626 nucleotides long. Lineage: Eukaryota; Viridiplantae; Streptophyta; Zygnematophyceae; Desmidiales; Closteriaceae. The record is from the annotation of a GenBank genome assembly.